Molecule: messenger RNA, 1549 nt
Organism: Chara braunii
Lineage: Eukaryota; Viridiplantae; Streptophyta; Charophyceae; Charales; Characeae
Source: the annotation of a GenBank genome assembly
GGAAGAGAGAGAAGGGAGAGAGAAGGUGUUCUUUUUGAGAGUGUGAGGAAGGGCAAGAGGAGUGUUCGUCCAAACGUGAGGAGAGAGCGGACCCCUCUUAAGAGAUCUACUAACACCCCUUCCUCCGGCGUGGCAGACAUCACAUCUGCUCAAUGGCAAGCCAUGCUGGACGCAGCGGACGAGAACGAGAAACCGUUCUUUCAAAAGCUUUAUGACGAUGCCAUACAGAAGGAAAGGGAGGCAGAGGCAGCACCCAGAGCUACAAGCAUUGCUGAACAGGUGGCCCUCCUUCAGGUCCCGGAAGCGAAUGUUGACCGGUUCCAAGAGAGGCUAGUUGCUGCCGUAACAGCCUUGGUUCGAUUGCGGACCUUGGAAGACCUUGAUUCCCGCGUGACAACACUGGAGCAGCGGAACCAAGAGCUGCAGGCUGAGAUACUCAGCCUCAAACAAUCCCAACUGUCUGCCCCUCGUCCUCCUAACCCUCGACCUGCUGCAGUCCCAGUCUCUCAACCUAACACAGUCCUCAUGAUGAGAGCAAGUGGAACUGUGACGAGCGUAGGAACCGGUGCCAGCUCCUCAAGCGGCAGCGCCGGCAAUUCUGCACUAGUCAUAGUCCCAAAUGCAGGAACUUCAGCCCAAAACGCCACAGUUCUUACUAGCGUACAAUACAGCGGUCCCGUAGUGGACAAGCGGGCGACCACUCUGCCGUCCAAGUACGACGGGAAAGGGGACAUCACCUCUUGGAUUAGCUCCAUGCGCUCAUACUUCGAGGUACUGCGAACACCGCAGGAAGACCGAAGCAUGAUCAUGGGCACAAAUACUGAGCCCGCCGUACGGAGUUUCAUAGAACUCCAAGCUGUUACAGCAGGUUAUGACAGGAUUGACUUGACUGAGUGGCUGAAAGUAACUCUUGUACGCACUCUUGACGACCUUCUCAUCAGACGGUACCAAGAUAAGCACGUUGCGCUCAAGGCAAGGCUGAAGCUUGAGGCCCUCAAGGGCCAAACAUGGAGGACCUCCAUGCAGGCUUUGGAACAACACUUGACUGAUCUUUUCACCACUCCAAACCUGGGAAUGACCGACAUGUCUUGCAUGGAUGUAGUCAUGGGAGUGGCCCCUAAAGAAUACCUCUCCCUGCAAGGACUCAAAUACCAUACCACUUGGCGAGAGCUCAUGACGGAUCUAGUCAACCUAGAGGCCAAGGACCUCGCCAGGCGUACAAAGGCACCCGCUGCAGGUGCCAAAUCACAACGCAAGCGGUAUGGAAGCAGCAACCAGCUUGCCCUGCAUGAACAUCGGGAGGCUGAAGAUCAGUCCUACGCGGAUGAUUUGUCUCUAGAUGACGAUCUAGAGCCGGACUCCGAUAUGGGCUUUUCUACAUCAGCCAUUGGGUCUGAUGUGAAUGAAGAUGAAAAACUUAAUGCUUUCAAAAAGACUGCUUCAAGCAAGGGGCCUAACCGUGGUUAGGGUAGGGGAACUAUAGCACACCUCCCCAAGAAUGUGAAGAUCCCUGAGAAACCGGAGGAUGCUUCUACCAAGCCUUGGGAAG